Messenger RNA from Salmo salar (Atlantic salmon), 1816 nucleotides. Its product is annotated as tripartite motif-containing protein 16-like protein. Gene Ontology annotation, molecular function: protein binding. Lineage: Eukaryota; Metazoa; Chordata; Actinopteri; Salmoniformes; Salmonidae. The record is from RefSeq and is a predicted model, not a curated record.
CCUACGUCACUUGUUUUGAGCCGAUUUCGCCCUGGCCUUUGAUCGGGGCACCCGGUUCCAAAACGAAUGCAAUACAUUUUCAGCCGAAGCGAAACACGCCUACACGGGCGCCCGGACAAGAUGAAUCGAACGCCCUCAAUGUUCCGUCAUAGCGGACACAAAUCUGGGUUUUCCGAGAUUACCCACGACCCAACCCAACCCAACCCAAACAACAACCCAAACAGGAAGUGUGAACACUUCUCACGUAACAGUAGCGCAUGUGAUAGCCCUUCUCUUCGACUCCUCAGCAUUCACCACUUGGGACUCAGUUGGUUGGUGUGCGUGCACCAGAAUAGUCGAGGACAUGGACUCGAUCAAUUGUUCGAUCUGCCUGGAUCUACUGAAGGAUCCAGUGACUAUACCCUGUGGACACAGCUACUGUAAAGGCUGUAUCAAGGGAUAUUGGAGUCUUGAUGACCAAAAGGGAAUUCACAGCUGCCCCCAGUGCCGACAGACCUUCACCCCAAGACCUGCUCUGAACAGAAACAUUCUGCUGGCUGAGUUGGUAGAGAAAUUGAAGACAGAUUUCAAAACGGCUCCCUCUGCCUCUUGUUUCCCUGGACCUGAAGAUGUAAAGUAUGAUCGUGAUGACUCAGCCGCAGCAGCAGAGAGGGCUGAGAAACAGGGGCAGUUGAGAGAGAAACGGCAGCAAGUCGGGCUGAGAAUCUGUGUGAGAGAGAAGGAGAUGCAGGACAUAAGACAGGCGGUGAUGUCCCUUUCACUUUCUACACAGGCAGCAGUGGAGUACUGUGAGCUGGUCUUUGCUGAGCUGAUCCGCUCCAUUGAGAGAAGGCGCUGUGAGGUGAAGGAGCUGAUCAGCGCCCACCAGAGGGCGUCAGUAAGCCAGGCUGAAGGACUCCUGGAGCGACUGGAGCAGGAGAUAGCUGAGCUGAAGAGGAGAGACAAGGAUCUGGAGCAGCUCGCACAAACAGAGGAUAACGUUCAUUUCCUCAAGACUUUCCAGUCUCUUUGUGUGGCUCCUGGAUCUGAGCUCUUACCCUGUAUCACUGCCAACCAACACUUCUCCUUUGAGGAAGUGAAGAGCUCCAUCUCUGGAAUGAUGGAGCGACUGGAGGAUAUAUUGAAGGAGGAAAUGGUCCAGAUACCUGGAAAAGUAAUGGCUGUCUCCGAAGUCUGUGUCCUCAGCCCAAGACCACAAUUAACGGCUGCCGCUGAAGUACAUUUUCAUCGUGAGCCCAAGACCAGAGUGGAGUUCUUGGAGAACUACUGCCAUCUCACGUUGGAUCCCAACUCGGCGUAUCAACACCUGUGUAUGUCUGAGUGCAAUAGAGAAGUGUCAUGGAGUGACAAGGCUCUGCCUUAUUCUGACCAUCCAGACAGAUUCACAGACCACUACCAGGUGUUGUGUAAAGAGGAUCUGUCUGGAACCUGCUACUGUGAGGUGGAUAGGAGGGGGGAAUGUGAGGUAGCCAUCACCUACAGAAGCAUCAGCAGGAAAGGCGGAUUGGAAUGUUGUUUUGGUUCCAAUGAUCAGUCCUGGAGUUUGGUGUGUCGUAACUCGAGUUGUUCCUAUUGGCACAAUAAGAAUAGGACUGAUAUCCCAGUCCCCUGCUCCACCAGAGUAGGAGUGUAUCUGGACAGCAGGGCAGGGACUCUGGCCUUCUACAGCGUCUCGGAUACAAUGACUCUCCUCCACAGAGUCCAGACCACAUUCACUGAGGACCUCUGUGCUGGGUUUUGGGUUGGUCCUGGUUGUGGAUCAUCUGUGGCUCUGUGUUGACUGAACGUCAUAGAAUAAAGUGUAUUUCAAAUCAAA